This is a messenger RNA of Laetiporus sulphureus 93-53, 576 nucleotides long. RefSeq lists its product as uncharacterized. The record is from RefSeq and is a predicted model, not a curated record. The transcript is spliced from 2 exons. Bases 1 to 576 code for a protein of 191 amino acids. Lineage: Eukaryota; Fungi; Basidiomycota; Agaricomycetes; Polyporales; Laetiporaceae.
AUGGCUGUUCCACCUGCAUGGUUUGCACUACCACAAUAUACCCUUCCAGUCUUGCUAGCUCAGCCAGCCGGCACAUAUGGAAUAUCAUACGAUAUCAGCACUGGCCCAACUGAGCAAGACCCUCCUAUGGGAUGGGGAGCACCUAGAGAUGCAUUUCUGAUUAUAGUGCACUAUCAGGUCAAAACAUACCGCAGGCUUAUUGCCAGACUGCAUGCAAAUCAUUUUCAGCGGCAUCAGUACAGCGACUACGUCCAUCAUAAUACAUCAGCAAUGUACACAUAUCUGACAAUGGUUCGCCUUCGCUUUAUCGCACCAACUAUGAAAUUGGCAAUGACAGUGAAGAGCAUGAAAAUGCACCAUAUAGCAGCAAUGCAUGUGUUUGAUCAAACUCAUGAACUGCAACUCGGUGGAUUCUAUGCGCCAAUUCUCACUGGCCCCACACCCCAUGGCCUUGUUUUGCCAGCAUUACCUCUUCUGGCCAUACCUCCAGCACCAAUUCCUGUGGGAGCAUUCGUUCGGCCCGUUGAUACAGCUUCAUCCCUAGCUGCUAACAAUCCUGGCAAUAAUCUCAUGUGA